Messenger RNA from Rhagoletis zephyria (snowberry fruit fly), 4423 nucleotides. It is a transcript of the gene Mocs1, whose product is annotated as Molybdenum cofactor synthesis 1. The record is from RefSeq and is a predicted model, not a curated record. Gene Ontology annotation, biological process: Mo-molybdopterin cofactor biosynthetic process. Gene Ontology annotation, molecular function: GTP 3',8'-cyclase activity; metal ion binding; cyclic pyranopterin monophosphate synthase activity. Lineage: Eukaryota; Metazoa; Arthropoda; Insecta; Diptera; Tephritidae.
CAUUCUCUAUGUUUGUGAUAUUCUUUUACAUCAAGUUGCUGUACAUAUUGGUUGCUUUAUACAUUUCGUUGCAUUACAUUAACACGAUCGGCGACUAAUACGCGGACAUAGCUGGCAUUAACGACGAAGUGGAGAGAGGGGUGAAUCGUGGUGGGGGAGUGUAAACCAGCAAUGUAUCAUUUUGUGGCCACUAGUGCGCCAGAGCCUUUGGAUUUAUCGGAAAAAGUACAAAUACCAGGUCACAUAAUACAAUACCUUAAGGAUUUCCAAGUUGAGACGUUGCGGUUUUUACACCGUCAUUUGGCUAAUAGAGAUUUUUGCAUAUUGAACGACGAGAGCGGCUUGGGAAAAUGUGUGGCCACGACAGUAUAUCUAGGGGCGAUAGCCAAGAACAAGAAUUGUCUUAUAGUUGUUCAAAACGAUGAUGACUUUGUGACGGGUUGGCAGUUUCAUUUCGAAGUACUUACAAAACUGUCUGUUGGUGUUUUAGGAUCAAGCAUCUUAGAUCCUCCUCCCAAUAUAAUUAUUGCCAAAUGGAGUACUCUACGUUCGACUGUCGUUGGGAGCAAAUUUAAUUUUGAUUACAUUAUCGUCGACAACAGAGGACAAAUGAUGAAUAAUAACUUCUGCAUGUCCAUGCUGUUGAGUAACUACGAACAUAAGGUCAACUUAUUAAUAUCGAGUAUUGACGUCACGGCCGAUUUGAAAUUGUUGCAUAAUUCGUUACGUUUGGGAGGUCGCUUGGAACAUCAAUAUGAACAGUUUAAAUCUUUCGAAGCCAAGUAUAAACUGCCAGAUUCCAAGGAUGUACUUAAUAAAACAUGUGACCUGGAACAAUAUUUCUUAAAACGGGAAAUGAUAAGUGAUUAUUGCAAAGAUUUUCGAUUGCGGCGAUAUAGACAUCAGUUCGAAGAUGAGUUACCACUAGUGGAUUUGGAUCGAUAUAAAAUCAGUUUAGAGUUAUGGCAUACAAUAAGCAGUUCGAACAGUUCACAAAAAUCGAACGACAAUACCAACAACGUGAACGCAAACUCCGAAACGGCGACGGAAGAACUUUUCAAUCAAGCGCUGGCGCUGGAUCGUGAGAUAUUAGGAAUUAUAGAUGCGCGGCAGGGCCAAUCUUUAAAUAGUGAAAACAAUGAAACAUCAGAGGAUGCAAUCAUUAUGCCGCCGCUUCUAAUAGAUUCGGAAUCGUGUAGUAGUGAUGAAGCAGAGGAGGUGGUUGACUUAUUAAAUUAUCCAACUAUAAUGCCUCCAAGCGUCGAGCCUGAUGUUUAUGAAUUUAUUGAUCUUUCAAAUGACCGAGGGUCAGAAGAAUAUAUUAGUACCGCUAAAAAGGAAAUAAGCCAUUCUGAAGGAAAAAAUGAUAAAUGCCAUUCAACUCCAAGAUCUCCUACAAAUAAAAUCGAUAAUCAAAAGACACCUGACAUUAUAACUACACAACAAAUUAACAACACAAAGGAUGUAAUAGAGAACCAAGUUAACGUAAAAAAGACAAAAUUUGAAUAUUGUAAAGACACUUUAGAUAAAAAGACACCCGAGGAACCCGAAGAGGGUCCCUCUAAAUCGAUUAUAAAUGAAAACUCAAAAAAUAAAAAUUCUGCAGUGGCACGACAAAUACAAAAUAACUCAGAAAAGAAGCAGGAUAAAGUUUCUAAGACGCAUGAUCCAGUCGAUAUACGGCCCAAGUCGCAUGAGGCCAAAGCUAAUACAAUCGAACGUCGGGAAUCAAAGCGUAUGGAGCGCAUUUACAAUGGAAGUAACAAGAAAGCAAAAGCAACCGAUACUGGAAAAGAGUUGAAACCAACAAGACGGCGAAUGAUUGAUCAAACAAAGACGGAUAAAGAGACUCUAAGCAAAAAAAAGUUGUCAUCUAAGGACACUAAUCUUCAAAACGAGAAAAAUCUUUCUCCAAGAAAGCGGUGUGAAGUAAAGCAACCUAAAACGCGUGAUACGGAGACGGAUAAUGAAAAGGCGGAUACUAAAAAUGAAAAGGUAGCUAAGUCCAAACAAGAUGUAAGCGAAACUCCCAAAAAGCGUGGUAGAAGGGCGGCGAAUGAAAAGGUGGAAAGUAAUGAAAUUAGUCAAAAUGUCGUUAAGUCCAAACAAGAUGUAAGCGAAACUCCUACAAGGCGAUUGAGACAGCUGAGGUGUGAUAAAAUAAUCCGUACUAAAGACAAAUAUUCUGCGUCACCCUGUAAGGCGAACCGUUCAGUAUCUCUAGCGUCUGCGGCUUCUUCAAAAAAUACUGCCAAGAAAGAACGAAACAGUGGCAAUAAAUCGCUCAGUUCUUCGACGCCAAGUGUUAAAGGUACUCAAAAAUUAAAAAAUAGGGCAAAAACGAAUUCACGAAUGGAAAUUUUACAGACACCAACUUCGCGGAAUACCCGAGGCAUGCAGCGUCAGACUCGGUCUUCAGAUAGUUCAAGAAGUAAAUAUAUGACGUCGCCUCUUUCCUUAGAUAGUAUUCGAAAAGGGAAGAAAAGGGGAAGAGGAGUGGCACAAAAUUCUGGCAGCACCGGUACCAAAGACAAACAAGGAGAUGUUUCCAAAUCAACGAAAACGGAAAAAGCUGCCAGUGGUAAGAAAAGAAAAAAUAUUCAUGAAGAGCUGGAAAUAGGUGUUGUUGAAAAAGUACGAAAGGAUGAAUAUACUAAUGCAAAAAGACAAAAAAUAAUAGCUGCUUCUGACGAAGUAUCAAACGUAACAGACUCGGCUAUACUUCCAUUCUCCGAUACGACAGAGGAUAUGCAAUGUGGCCAAAAAGUAAUUGCAGACACGCAUUCAGAUAACCUUUUCUUGAGACCACCAACACCGAUCAAAGUCAUACGCAAUUCCGAAGCUAAAAUAUUACCUACACCAAGUAGUUUUACUGAUUCUGAAGUAGUAUUCAUACCUCCGCCAGACGCAAAUAAUAAAAACCAACAGAUUGUUAUAUUAUCCAGUUCAACAGAAGAUGGCUCUCUAUCGUCACAACAAUCUGCACAGAGUCGUAGAACUCGGGCACUCAAGCAAAAGAAGUCACUGAAGCGUCCUACAACAGACCGCGAGCGAUUAGCUGAAUUGUCUACAACGCCCACAUUCGGUGAACUGUUAGCUAAACAGCAACGUAUACACCGGAAAUCACCUGAUAUAUUUAGUGCUAGCACAGACCUUGGAUUGACUUGCACACAACAACCUGCCGCGGAUGGAAAUGAUGGAGUUGAGUCUUUUAAAGGCUUCAAGAUAUUUGGCUCCGAGGUCAAACAAAUGCAGCAACAGAACGCACACAAUUCCAACGGCAAACAAAAUAAACCAAAAGUCGUCCUGAGUCGGGGCCGAUCUUGCUUGAAUAUUCUUGAAAAAAUGUUUGAUGAUCCCCAUACCGAAGAUGCCACUAAUAAAACACAAAACAAGCAGUCAUCGAAGAAAUCAGUAGACGACAAACUAGUAAAAAGGGCGACGAGACGAAGUCAACCAGUGAUGCCGUCAUUACCAAACACUGCUAAUGCCGCUCAACUGCAGCAAGUACAAAACCAGGACCAACCUAAGCAAAAGCAAAUCAUUAAUAGUACCACCACUCAAAUAAUAAGCGGUCCGAUGGUGGACGAGGAAAUAUUUGAAAUUACAAAUAAUGAUGCUUUCGGCAGUGUGAUGCGAAUCAAUUCUAAUGGAGAAAUAUCGCCCGUUCAAACAGCAGCUCGGAGCCAACAACUAACACAGCACAAUAAAAUUACUAAUUAUCUUAUCGGUUCGACCCAACUGACACCAACGGAGACAUCUCUGGACGAGCGUACGCCCAGCAAACGCGUACAAACGCAGUUUUCAGGGACGCUAGCGCGCAGAUCACCGAAAAAUAGAUCAACACAAUCGACAAAACUCACCAAAUGGUUUCAGAAAAAUGCUACGCAAAAUGCCUCUCAAUCGAAUGUAGAUCUGCAAGAAAUGCGUGCUAGGAAGCAUACCAGGAGCGCAAUUGCUAAGCGUCUUAAAAGACGUUGUCUGGAGCUGUCCUUCAAAAACUGAGAUGAGAUGCGCUGAGAUGAGAUACGCUGUGUAUAUGAUAAAUCUGCAUGUUAAGCCGAUAAGCAUUCAACCAUUGACAGACACAUUUGGACGGCACCACACAUAUCUGCGGAUCUCAUUGACCGAGCGCUGUAAUUUGCGUUGUGAGUAAGAAGAAAACCACAAUCAAAAAUUAUUUUCACAAGACUUAUUUGUAAUCAUUAUAGAAAUGAAAAAGUUAUGAGUGAAUGGAAUGAGCUAUUUGGAGAUGCAUAGAUUUUAGUUGAAUUUUUAUUCCAAUACUUAUUAAAUAACUAUUUCAAUUGAUACUAAGUGGAUGUUAGAUAAGAUAACGUACAUACGAGUAUUACUUUCAUAGAGCACCUAAAUACUACAUGUAUGUACAUAUAAGUAGAUACAUACUUAUAUGGAAAAAUUA